Molecule: messenger RNA, 273 nt
Organism: Ctenocephalides felis (cat flea)
Lineage: Eukaryota; Metazoa; Arthropoda; Insecta; Siphonaptera; Pulicidae
Product: SAGA-associated factor 11 homolog
Exons: 1
Source: RefSeq, a predicted model, not a curated record
AUGCCAAAUUAUAAAGAGUUAAACAUUUAUGAACUCACAGACGGCUUUCUAGAAUUGAUGCGGCGUUCAAAUGAAUUGGAACAUGUCACUUACUCUGUUUUCGACAGUUUAAUGCAAGAAGCAUUAUUAGAUGUGAUAUUUGAAUUCCACUAUGGUCUCAAAACAAAUAAAUGUGACAACAUUGCGAACAUUCCUGUUAAUGAAAGCGAAUCAAGUGUUAUCAAUGAGCCUGGUUUAGACAUAUUUGGUCAAAGUGUCGUUAAAGAUGAUCAG